AUGAAUGUAAAAAAUUAUAUAUUACGUAAACUGGUUGGUGACUCUUCAAAUACAUUGACAGUUGAAUAGGUUUAGAGAAUUCUAGAAUCACAAAAGGAUGAUGAUAGGAUAUUUAGGUAAAAUGACAUAUGCGAAAUAGAGCAAUUAUUAAUUCAUCAUUGUCCAAUUAAAAACUACAGACAGGCAAUUCUGAAUUCCAUAUCAAUUCUUCAACGGAUUUUGGUACUCUAUUGUUGAACUAAUUAUAAUCCAGUUUAGUAAAUAUACUAAUCCAUAUCAUCAUUUUAGUAAUCCAUAAAAUCAAAGAAUUAACUUUUAUCCAUCGACUAGUUUCCUAUAGACAUCAAUUAAUUCAAUAUUGACAUUUCACAAACUGAUCUAAUAAAAUAAUAACUUUAAUACAUUUAUCGAUUAUUUAAAGCUACUAUUCGACAAAAUGGUGAUGGUUUAAAAGAAACAUAAAAUUACCUUGCCAAUUUAAAUUAAGCAGAGUAAAUUAUUGAAUCUUAAUAUGCAUAAUAAUGUAUCCUGAAAGCACCACAAUACAUCGAAGGAAUAGAUUAAAUUAAUUUAUGGUGUGAAAAAAGCAGUACCUUGUAUUAGACUGUAAUCUCAACUAGAUAGUUAUUGCAAUAGAGUAAGCUCACAUCUUUAAAAAAAUAAUUGUAAAUUGUCGAAAAGUACAAAUCCAUUCAAAGGAUAAAAUAUACUUUGGAAAAGUUAAUGAUCCUAAAAUAGACAUUUGGUUAAUUAGCUUAGGCUAUGAACAAAUAUGAUGAUAAUGCAUAUGAAAUCAUACCAAUUAUGAAGGAAACGCAAAAUAAUAUUAAUAAAUAUAAAUUGAAUGAGUUAAAGUUAUCAUGCAUUAGUGAUAACUUUUUUGAAAAUAAAAUAGAAUCCUUAAAAGAAAGAAUAAAGUCAGGCAUCUUAGCAAACUUUAUGAAGUUUGAUGAAAAAAAAUACUAUUCCCUUUUGAAAAGCUAUUAUUUCAUUGAAAAACAUUAUUAAAUGUAAUCUUAUGUAACUCAAAUCUGGGGUUUGGCUAAGAAGAGUAUCAGCGUAACCUUUAAAAAUGCUAUUAAAUUAUUUGAAUAAUCUUAUAUUCCACAUAAGAUCUAUCAAAAUUGCUAAGAUGAGGACUUACUAUAAUUCUAUAAAUUACUGUAUAGUGAAUUGGUAGAACAAAUGUUAAAUUUCCAUUAUUGCAAUAGGUUUCAUCAAGAAAAUGAUUUUAAAAUCGAAGAAGAGGAUGGCAACUCUUAAUUUGAAGAGUAUACUGAAUAAAUUAGACAAUCAUACUUAGAAAUGAGAUAGUUAAUUUGGUCAUAAAUUCAAAAGAAAAUUAUUAAAAUCAUAAAUGCACAUUAGAUCAAUAUAAAAUCAUUAGUUCUUGAACAGUUAAUCUACUUCUUAGGUUAUAAUUGCUUAUUGAUAAAAAGGGCUGAAGAUUUUAGUCAUUCUGAUUCACAAAAGUAUGAAUAUCAUUAUUAAUUAGAUUAACUAAAUGUAUCAUUGACGUCUAUAUGAGUUUUGUUUAGUAGUUUCAUAAAACAAACCUUAAAUCUAUAAGCACAUAUUUACAAAAUGAAUUGUACUAGAGAUUGCCCUUGACAAAGGAUUCUAAGUUAAUUCAAUAAUUAGAAUAACUCACAAAUUUGAAUCAAGUCAAUACAAAGUUAUUUGAAUACUUAAUUGAAAAAAGGGAAGAAAACUAUCAUUAAGAAACAAAGAAAACAAUUGACUUCCAAGAUUUGAUUAAUAAUGAUAAAGAGAUGCAAUUAUUUUAUUUGUUUGAAUACCAAAAUCCUUUUGUUUUAUAAUAGGAGGAAUUUGAUCUCAUUAUUAAGGCGAUUUGGAUAAAAAGAUAUGCUACUUAAUCCACAGGUGUUUUGAAUUAAAUUGAAUCAGUUUUAUCAUCUUCAAGUAUUAGAAUUUUGGAAUUGCUUCCAUAAUAUGCUCUGCUAUCCUUUUAUCAUCCAUCAUGUCAACAGCAAAUAAUCGCUAGUUUUCUUUAACUGCUAGAACUCUAUUUGUUUGUUUCAUAUAAUCAAUUAGUAGGGAUGACAUAAUAGAAAUAAUUACUAGAGAAUUUUUCAUAAAUAAUAAAGUUUGAUGAAAGUAAAGAAAUCGAAUUCUUUGUCCAAACUUAUGAUUCAUUUAGUGACUGUUUAGUUCUUCAAGAACGAUUUUGUUAUUUCAAAAGAUUCGUAUAGAAGUUUUGCAAGGAAGGAAUAGACUUCAAAGAUAUUGAUAUAUUUUCAUCCAAAGAGAAGAGAUAAUUUGUUGACAUUGCAGAAAGAGCUAUAGCUUCAGAAUCCUUAGCGUAUUUACUUGCUUAAACCAAAUCUGUGUUUUCUCUAAUUGGAAUAACAUCAUAAAAUUUUGAUAUUUUUAAAGAAGUCUAUAAUUAAUAUAAGGAGUUCAUUUAUAGGAAUUUUGUGCAAACGUAUAUUAAGAUUGAUGGAAUAGUACAGUAUGUACCAUAAUAAAGGUGGGAUCUUAAGGAUCUACACAAUGAAAAUAAUAACAUAUAUUUGGACAGGCUGAUAUAAUUUAUUGUUGAUUAACGAGAAAGAUUAAAAAGCAUAGGAGGCGGUGUUAUACCACCAAAUGCUCAAAAGGAUAUUUUUUCAUUCUUAGCAGAGCAUUGCUUAAAUGUAUUAUUGGAGACGUAUGGGAAGAUUAAGAAGGUAACAUUUUAUGAUUAAUAAAAGUUAAAUUCAAUUGGAAGGGAUUAAAUGGUGUUUGAAUAUACGACUUGCUGUUAAUCAAUAGAAUCAAGUUAAAAGAAUAGUAAAGAAGUUGUGCUUAACCCUAAGAUUACUUUAAUGCAAUUAGAAUAUUUGAAGGUUUUCAAUUCCUAAUAAUAUGAGGAGAUUGAUCAGUACAUUCAAAAAUCGAAAGUAGAUAUAUCAUUUAAGAUUAUUAUUAGACUUUGAUCCCUUUAAGAUUGCUGUAUAAUUUGAUGAGUUCAAGUCCAAGUUAUAACAAAUUAUCAAAAUAAUAGAGGAAGGACAUAUCAGUCAAAUUCUUUAAAGAUUAUUAUGAUACAUUUAAAUUAUUUUGAAAAUAUUUAUAAACCAG
Messenger RNA from Paramecium octaurelia, 3084 nucleotides. The record is from the annotation of a GenBank genome assembly. NCBI's taxonomy places the organism in Eukaryota, Ciliophora, Oligohymenophorea, Peniculida, Parameciidae.